UUUUUUUUUCUUUCAAUUAUUUAUAUUAACAAAAAAAAAUGACAAAAUCAACGAUUAUGAAACGAAUUAUUACUUUAUUUAAGAAAACGCAUGAAAAAAAAGAAAAAACAGCCUAUCCCUCAGAUUUGGAAAAUACAUACAAAAUUACAAAAAGACUUUAGGGGUAGGUUCAUUUGCUGUUGUCAAGGAAUGUAUUCAUCGUUCUACCAAUGAGCGUUUUGCCCUCAAGAUCAUUUUAAAAAAGGCAAUUGCAGGGAAGGAACAUAUGCUUAGUAGUGAGCUAGAUAUUUUGAAACAAGUGAGACAUCCACAUAUUGUAUCAAUGCAUGAUUUAUAUGAAUCCAAAGAUGCUGUCUACAUCGUCACGGAUUUAGCAAGUGGAGGAGAGUUAUUUCAACAAUUAUUAAAAAAAGGUAGCUAUACUGAAAAGGAUGCAUCUAACUUGACAAGACAAAUGCUAGAAGGUUUACACUAUUUACAUGAAAGAGAUUUAUUAUUCCAAACAGCUGAAGAUAAUGCAAAUUUGAUGAUCACUGAUUUUGGUCUAUCUAAAAUACUUAAAGGACAAGAUGAUAUUCUAACAACUGCUUGCGGUACACCAGGAUAUGUUGCUCCUGAGGUAUUAUUGCAAACUGGGCAUAAUAAACCUGUAGACUUAUGGAGUGUGGGUGUUAUAUUGUUUACUUUAUUAAGUGGAUAUACUCCAUUUUGGGGAGAAGAUCAAGCAAGCUUAUUUGAAUCUAUUAUGUCCGGAAAAUAUGAUUAUGAUGAAGAAUAUUGGUCUGAUAUUUCUGAUUCAGAUCGACUUUUGGCAUUUGAUCCCAACAAGCGAAUUACAGCUGAAGAAGCGCUAUUACAUCCUUGGAUUACUGGGUCUAAAGAAGCAGGUCCACGGGCAAAUACUAACUUGGUGCCUACUGUUAGGAAAGGUUAUAGUAGUAGAAGUAGUUUUACUGCUGUAUUACUUUUAAAUAAAUUAAAAGUAUCCGAAGAAGACAUGUCAAGUAGUGAUGAAGAAAAAGUAAAGAAAAUUGAGAAAGUAAAGGAAUUAAAUAUUCCUUUUUAAGCACUUUCGCCCUAAAAUUUAUACUUGAAAUAAAGCAAUUGAUAUUAUAUUCUUUUAGAAAGCCUCAGUUUUGAGAAUACUAUGUGAUGUAUUUACACUUUAUUC
Messenger RNA from Cokeromyces recurvatus, 1171 nucleotides. RefSeq names its product kinase-like domain-containing protein. The transcript has 7 exons. Gene Ontology annotation, biological process: protein phosphorylation. The record is from RefSeq and is a predicted model, not a curated record. NCBI's taxonomy places the organism in Eukaryota, Fungi, Mucoromycota, Mucoromycetes, Mucorales, Mucoraceae. Gene Ontology annotation, molecular function: protein kinase activity; ATP binding. Bases 266 to 1066 code for a protein of 266 amino acids.